CUACAGUCCCUCCCUAGAGAGAGAGAGACAGAGAGAGAGAGAGCUUGCUUGUUCAUUGAGACUUUGGUGCCAGAGUAUAUAAAUGGUUGCCAAGUAUUUUGCUCUCUCUGUUUGUGACAGCACUAAGACAUGGCUACCGCAGGAAAGGUGAUUAAAUGCCAGGCUGCUGUUGCCUGGGAGCCCAAUGUUCCAAUGGUGAUAGAAGAGAUCGAAGUGGCCCCACCUCAAAAGAAUGAAAUAAGAAUCAAGGUGAUAGCUACAGGUGUGUGUCACUCAGACCUGUACCAUCUGUUUGAGGGGAAGCACAAAGAUGGCUUCCCUGCUGUCUUGGGCCAUGAGGGGGCUGGGGUGGUGGAGAGUGUUGGACCUGGAGUUACCGAAUUCAAACCAGGUGAUAAGGUCAUCCCCCUGUUUGUCUCUCAGUGUAAAGAGUGCAGGUUCUGUAAGAGCCCUAAGACUAACCUGUGCGAGAAAAGCUGGUCUACUGAACGGUAUGCUCAGAUGUCCAACACUGACACGCGCUUCUCGUGUCGUGGCAAGCCAGUCCUGCAGUUCAUGGGCACCAGCACAUUCUCCGAGUACACCGUUUUGAACCAGAUUGCUGUGGCAAAGAUCCAUGAUGAUGCUCCGCUUAACCGCGUUUGCCUGCUUGGCUGUGGCAUCUCCACUGGCUAUGGAGCUGCCAUCAAUACUGCCAAGGUAGAGCCAGGCUCAGUGUGUGCAGUGUUCGGGAUGGGUGCAGUGGGGCUCGCUGCAGUCAUGGGCUGCAAAAACGCCGGAGCCUCUAGAAUCAUUGCUGUGGACAUCAACGAGCAGAAGUUUGAAAAGGCGAAGGUCUUUGGUGCCACGGACUUUGUGAACCCUAAAGCACACAAAAAGCCAAUCAACGAGGUUCUGACAGACAUGACCAAUGGAGGGGUGGAUUACUCACUGGAGUGUGUGGGCAAUGUGGCUGUUAUGAGGAGUGCGCUGGAGUCAUGUGUCAAGGGCUGGGGUGUGAGCGUGCUCGUUGGCUGGACGGAUCUUCAUGACUUCUCAGCUCGGCCAAUACAGCUAAUUGCUGGAAAGACUUGGAAAGGAAGCCUGUUUGGAGGCUUUAAGGGCAAAGACUCUAUCCCAAAGCUAGUCCUGGACUACAUGGCUGGCCGUAUAAAGCUUGAGGAGUUUGUGACACACACAGUGAGCCUAGAGCAGAUCAAUGAUGCCAUUCAGCUCAUGAAGACUGGGGGCUGCAUUCGAACUAUCGUGAAUGUGUCCAAAUGAGAAGUCAACAGCCAGAGACCUGCCAUAACUAAUGUCAAGCCAAAAUGAUUACUCUUUGUCCUGUCUUCUGCUAGCAAUUCUGUUUUUGGAUGUCCAAUUACUAAUGUGUUCUGUCUUGAACAAGAGGUAAUGCUCUAAAGCUAUAUAAUACUCUUGAAAUAAGUGUGUAGUUUUAAGUACUAUGCCUGGCCCAUUGUUCAAUGGCCUAGCUUUAUGUGGACUUACAAUAUCUAUGCAGACCAGUACAAUCUUCAGACUAAAUAAAUGCGUUUGUAAUCAUUCAA
This is a messenger RNA of Pygocentrus nattereri (red-bellied piranha), 1547 nucleotides long. Its product is annotated as alcohol dehydrogenase 1-like. Gene Ontology annotation, molecular function: zinc ion binding; S-(hydroxymethyl)glutathione dehydrogenase [NAD(P)+] activity. The record is from RefSeq and is a predicted model, not a curated record. Gene Ontology annotation, biological process: formaldehyde catabolic process. The transcript is spliced from 9 exons. NCBI's taxonomy places the organism in Eukaryota, Metazoa, Chordata, Actinopteri, Characiformes, Serrasalmidae. Gene Ontology annotation, cellular component: cytosol. The coding region runs from base 130 to 1263 and encodes 377 amino acids.